AUGGCAGAGCAGAGCAGCCGCGAUGUGGUAGAUCAGACCCUGUCGGGCGGCGAGCCUUCGCCUUCCGACGUUCCUGCGAGCACCAACGACAAGCUUUCCGCCGGAGGGGACGCAGGGAAGACCGAACAUAUCGCAAUGAAUACAGCUACAUCGAACAACUCCACUUUGAAUGACCAGCACAAUCAUGAGACAAAAAACACGCUUGAUCAACGGGGAGAACGAGCGGGUGGUGAUAAGGAUACCGGAGGCCCUAUAUCGGUGAGAUCUGACCUGGCAUGUGCGCCCCCAAAGUUCCCGCUAAUAUGGGUGCAGGAGAAUUCCAAGCAGGGCGCUGGACUUGUUGCGACCCGAGUUCUCGAACUAAAUGGACUGGCCUCGGCAUCGGAUGGCGGAGACGACACGGCGUCACAAGGUGGCUCGGAAUCGGAUGCCAGCCGGACGGAGAGCAGAAAUACCACACACAGUGGUUCCAUCAAAAAGCCUGGCUCGUUCAAGCCCGUUUCCUUUGCGAAGCAGAAGUUCUCAGUGCCCAAAGUGCCGGGUGCUGCUGCACCCCCUAAGGCGCCUGAGAAAGUUCCUUCAACUUCCACAACACCGCUUGGUACCCCACAGCCCAGCUCCCGCCCGCGCUUGGUUGCGAAGACUACACUGGGAAUGCGUGACUCAUUUUCGAAGGCCGGAGCAGGCGGGGCCAAUCCUGGUGGAUCAGGGCCUGAUCCAAACCAGGUUUGGAAUAAAAAUCGGCCUGUUGCGCCACCUCCGACCAAACAAUUGACCGAUGAAGAACUGAAGCAGCAAUAUGGAAUCCAUAUGACCUCCCGCAUCCAAGAAGAUGGUGCUGUGACGUCCGAAGCAAAGUGGGCAGAUAUCGAUGAUGAUGAAGACGAUUGGGCCCCGGAAACAAUUGAAUGGACAGAUGGAACUAAGGUCAAUCUCACGCACACCCAUGCCGAUCCUCUACCAGGUCCAAGUCCACCGGAGCUCAAAGAAUUGCCGCCUGUAGAGCCAGUCAUCACCACGAAAGAGCCUCCCAAGCUUGCGCCAAAGCCAACCACCUCUAUUGGGCCUAAUCCAACCAUCCUCAAACUCGGGGCCAAUGCAGAACGUCAAGCAAGAACAGCGAGUGCGUCCUCCAAAGGCACCAAUGACAAAGUUCCAUCCAGUUCCACUAGCCCAGCGCCGCCAUCGAAAUCUCCCUGGGCCACUCUACCUCCUGUCGAAAGAGUGUCUCCAGUCAUUGCUCCAAUGCAACCUCCUCACCAACCCCGCAUGCCUAUGAUGAGACACCCCCAGAGAGGCGACGGAUAUCAUGCACAGAUGCCCAUCCAACCGAAGGAGAUUGCAGCGGAUGAUUUCAAUCGCACGUGGAAAGAAUCUCAACCUGGCGCCCCCCGGGAGCUCUUCAACUCUCGAUCUGGCCAGUACGAGCCAGUGGCAGAGACAAGGAGAAAUUCAUGGCGCCCCGACCAGCACCCACAACCUCGUGCUCCGGCGGUAUUGCAGAGGUCAAACGACCCUUCAGGUGGGCCGGCAGAACCGUCCGCGGCUUUCCAGACGCACAGGUCUAGCCACCAGGAUGGUAUGGGCUGGGGCCGUCGUCGCACGUCAUCAAAUGUGAGUGGUGGAAGUGGAGGAUUUGGCCGUAGAAUGUCAUUUGGUCGGCCUGAUGCACCCCCAAGAAUGAAUGAUGGCAGGAGAGGCUCUCAGGUAAAUGGAUUGAUUGAUCCGGCGUUAAUGGGUCACGAACAGCACCACGGCAAGGAUGACGUUCUUCCGUCUGGUCCCAAUGGGAUCACACGUCCAGCUGUUGAUGUAGGUGGUUCUGCUGUGGAAGUACAUACAGUGGCCUCUCAAGUCUCUCUGGCGCCACAGGAGCCUCAAGAAGACCCUGUUGCUCUGCAGGAGCGUAUCAUGAAGGAGAAGCGUUUGGAGGCGAGACAACGCAGAAUUGAGCAGGAAGAGAAGGAGGAAGCAGCUAAACAGGAGCGGAUCAAACAACGUCUCGCGGCGAUGGGUCCUGCACCAGUGAAGAAAACUCCAGAGACUCGCAACACUGCUGCCCCUCCAUCUCAACCUCAACCUCAGCCUCAGCCUCAACACCACCCUUCACCCCAAACUCCCCGUUCUCAACUUUCGCAUCAAACCAGCCAUACUGUUUCAUCACCCCCGAAACCUCCUGUUCCAGAGCCUACUGGCGCACCAAAACAAUAUGGUAUGAUGAAAGUGCAUCAUCCCGACUCUGUCAAGAAACUCGUUGGUGCACAUGACCGGACCUCUGAUAGCAAACAAUUCACUCGACGUGUUUCUUCGCCCCGUCAAGAGCCUCCACGUGAACCUCUUGCACUUGCACCUAACCACAAGGCCGAGCCUCAGUCACCCAUCCAGGGCAGCACGACGGCUACCAAACCUGGAGACCAGCACGGUCAGCGCUGGCAAGGCGACUUGAAAGUCUCCCCCUCACCGUGGUCUCAUCCGAGCAUCAACCCGACUUCUCCGACUCUCAAAAACCCCUGGAAGCCACUUGGCAGCGAUCGCACUCCCACUCUCGGAAACGGCAUUUUCGACCAACCUCUUGGGUUUUCAUCACGCGAAAACUCUUUACGCCAACUAGGCUUCGAGAAAACAGCCAUGUCUAAUCCUCCCGGCUUCACUGCUCCUCAAGAGCCAGCUGUCUGUCUACCAUCUCCCGAGGCUCGUCACACCUCAUUUGACUCCAUGCACCCUGUUGGCCGCCCUGGUCCCAUCGGACCCCCAGCUGCCCAGCAAGCUCGUGGAGUUGAGGCAUGGCAAUCGUUUACUAAAACCGCCGGUGAAAGCGAACGUCAAGACCAGCAGAAGUUUAUGGAACACUUCCACAAGACACACCAGAAGGGAGAGCACACUACCCCUCCCUCGACCUUUGAGCAGACUUGGAAGCAAAUCAAACCAACCGAAGAUGGCAGACGACUAGUCACUGCGGUCACUCGCAAGAAUAUCGGCAAACCAACCCCAGAUCCGGCCGUGCUGCCCAAUCCAUUGACUAACCUCGAUGCUCCUGCGGAUGGUCUUACUUCGGACCGUCCAUCUGGUCAUGUUCCUGUUCGUAGCUCACGGUUCUUCCCUUCCGCUACCGAGCAACCAAAGCGCCAGGCUACCGAGAGGGACCGUGGUAGUCCGUCUCCCCCUCCCCCAGAGGAAUAUUCGAGUCACCCGGUUUACUUUGGAGAUUCGAGCCGCCCCCAUGUUCAUCUCCCGAUCCCCAAGCCUGUUGUGAAGCUCCCGCCUAAGGCCGUUGGUACACCGGCACUUCCACCCACCUUUGCUUCUAUGGCAGCUGCGCCCCCACGCGAUACAAUGCCCCCUUCGACUGCCAUUUCAUGGCAAGAAAAGAUCAACAGUCUUUUCAAGUCUAAGUCACCAGAGAGAAAGAAUGUAUUGGCUGUGACACCUGCCACAAAGGAAGCAUUGCCUGUUCACACCGCUGCGGUCUCUGUCUCCAUUCCUCGGGCUAAGCUUGAGUCACAAAGGGGGGAUGGUGAUUACGCGGUUGAACAAGUUGAAAAGCAGGAUGAGAUGUUCGAGGAUCGGGAACCGGGCUCCUUGCCCGCCGUCCGUGUGCCCACUAUGGCACCUAUCAAUUCCUGGAGUCAACCCCCGCCAAUUCGACAGCUUCGCAAGACCUUCAAGCAGGUUCAGACACAGAGUAUCCCGCCUUUCCUGGUUGGACUGGGUGAUCGUGAUAACAAUAACAACAUUCGUGUUACGAUUCUCCUUCCCGGUGCAGCUGAGCCCAAAGUCAUGCUCAUCCAACGCAAAGCUGGUCCGCCACGACCCCGCAAUAACAACAAUACCCGGCCUCGCAAAGGCAACAACAAGCCUGCGGAGGCCUCCAGUGGUUCCAAGAAGUUUGCUCAUUCAAACCUUGGGUCACGACAGCAGUCUAGCAAAGCAAGCUGGGGCCCAGAUCACUCAAGCUCUCAAUAG
This is a messenger RNA of Penicillium soppii, 3963 nucleotides long. RefSeq lists its product as uncharacterized. The coding region runs from base 1 to 3963 and encodes 1320 amino acids. Lineage: Eukaryota; Fungi; Ascomycota; Eurotiomycetes; Eurotiales; Aspergillaceae. The transcript is spliced from 3 exons. The record is from RefSeq and is a predicted model, not a curated record.